Molecule: messenger RNA, 7084 nt
Organism: Mizuhopecten yessoensis (Yesso scallop)
Lineage: Eukaryota; Metazoa; Mollusca; Bivalvia; Pectinida; Pectinidae
Product: long-chain-fatty-acid--CoA ligase ACSBG2-like
Exons: 17
Coding region: 328-2427 (699 amino acids)
Cellular component (GO): membrane; endoplasmic reticulum
Molecular function (GO): long-chain fatty acid-CoA ligase activity
Source: RefSeq, a predicted model, not a curated record
AGAAAUUUCUAAUGGUCUGUCGAGUCAUCCCGCCGCGCCUUACGAGAAACUCCAUCUUAAAGCUGGUGUGUAGCACACUUAUAUAUACCAACACGUGUGUGUUAGAAGUAGACAUAUAUGUGUUACAAUCCAUCAUUAACAACGUAAGUAGAUAUAGUCAUCAAUGAAAUAGACUCAACGUGGCAUUCCUACACAAACACUCGCAUCAGUGAACACAUGAUCCGAAUCCAAAUACCCUGAGGUCAAAGGUCAAGCUACACCAAAGUUGUUUACUACAGGAUAUAUAUUGCGCUGUGACUAACAAGGCGGCUCCAGGAAUUUUCUAAUAUGGCUGAUUCAGAACCACAAGUGGAAAAUUCAGAGGAAUCUCAAGAUGUGGAUAUCAAAAAGGAGACCACUCCAAAUGGCGGUGACAGUUCUACAAACAACAACACAGUGGACGAACAAAAUGGAGAGAAUGGAUAUGUCAGAAAAAUUGAUGACGUCAUGUCGGCAAAAGCUCUCUGGACAACUGACCCAUCUGUGGCAAUAAAACUAAGGUGUGGAGACACUGGCCCACAAAGUGAUGACCCAAUCACAGUCGUCUCGGUGUUUGAGGAAACAGUGAAAAAGUUGCCAAAGGGCUUAGCAUUAGCGGUCAAGCGGAAUGGAGACUGGGUGAAGUGGACUUAUGAGGAAUACUACAAUGAUGUUAGGAUUGCAGCCAAGGCUUUCAUUAAGCUUGGACUAGAGCCCUACCAUUCAGUCAGCAUUUUGGGAUUUAAUUCACCAGAGUGGGCAAUAGCAGAUGUGGGGUGUAUAUUUGCAUGUGGUCUUGCUACUGGUGUCUACACAACAAAUUCUCCGGAAACCUGUAAGUUUGUUUUGUCCGAUUCAAAAACGAACAUCGCUGUAGUGGAGAAUGACGUACAGCUUCAGAAGAUCCUUGGGAUCUGGGAUGACCUGCCCCACCUAAAAGCCAUUGUACAGUACACUGGAGAACUCAAAGAGGCCAAAGAAAAUGUCUACACUUGGAAGGAGUUCAUGGCCAAGGCGGAGGGUGUACCAGAUUCUGUUCUUCAGGAACGACUCAUGAUGCAGGCCCCCAACAAGGCCUGUAGCUUGGUGUAUACGUCUGGAACAACAGGCAACCCUAAAGGUGUAAUGCUGAGUCAUGACAAUGUCACAUGGAUAUCCCGGCAACAUGGCAACAAUGUCCAUUACAAAUUUGGUGUGGAGGUUGCCGUGAGUUAUCUUCCCCUGAGCCAUAUUGCUGCACAGCUGAUGGACAUCCACAUUCCUAUAGCAUUUGCAGGCGUCAUAUAUUUUGCACAACCUGAUGCACUUAAGGGUACACUGAGGGAUACCUUGAAAGAGGCUCGUCCAACGGCUUUCUUUGGCGUCCCUCGUGUAUGGGAAAAGUUUAUGGAGAAAAUGGUAGAGAAAGGAAAAUCUGUGACCGGAGUGAAGAAAAUGAUCGGCACUAAGGCUAAAGAAAUUGGCCUUAGAGGCGUCUACGCCAAAAUGAACAAAGAGUCGAUGCCAUUCGGAUGGACCUUGGCCAAUAUGAUGGUGUUUAACAAAGUCAAAGCUGAGCUCGGAUUGGACAGAUGCGCUAUGACAUACUCAGGUGCAGCUCCAAUUUCCCAUGAAACCAUCGAAUAUUUCUACAGCCUCAAUAUUCCUCUGCUGUCUGUGUUUGGACUUAGUGAGUCGACAGGUCCUCAUGCUGUAGAUACUGUAACGGAUUUCAGGAUAGGCAGUGUUGGCAAGGAAACACCUGGAUGUGAAACAAAAAUAGCAGAUCCGGAUGAAGAUGGAAAUGGAGAGAUAUGUUUACGGGGUCGACACAUUUUCAUGGGAUACAUUGGAAAUGAAGAAAAGACAAGUGAAGCCAUUGACCAAGCAGGUUGGCUAAAAUCCGGAGACAUCGGCAAACAGGACAAAGAUGGAUUCCUAUAUGUGACAGGCCGAAUUAAAGAAUUAAUUAUCACAGCUGGAGGAGAGAAUGUGGCACCAGUGCCGAUCGAGGCCAAUGUGAAGGAAGCCCUCCCCUGUGUGUCUAACUGUAUGGUGAUUGGCGACCAGAAGAAAUUCCUCAGCAUGCUUAUAACACUCAAGGUUGAAAUGAAUCCCGACACGGGAGCCCCAUCAGACGCCCUGACAGCGGAGGCUGUGGAGUGGUGUAAAUCCGUCGGCAGUGAGGCCACAACCAUGGCUGACGUCCUGGACAACAAGGAUAAAGAUGUACUGAAGGCGAUCCAGGCCGGUGUGGACAAGGCUAAUGAAAAAAACACUUCCAGGGCUACAAAGAUACAAAAAUGGUCAAUUCUUCCAACUGAUUUCUCCAUUCCUGGUGGAGAACUGGGACCAACUCUCAAGACCAUGAGACCCAAGAUUGUUAAAAAGUACGAGGAUACAAUAGAGGCGUUUUACAGUGAAUCAUAGUCAAAUCUGACGACAUUGACGCUAUAAAUCAACGGUUGACUGGAACAAAAAUAUCAUGUUUCCUGCAGUAAUCCUGAGGAAACCUGUGUCAGCUGAUAGAGGAGGUAAAAGGUGUGCAGGGAUGUAUUCCCAAAUUUGACUCUUUGCGGAAAAGGAUGAAGACAUCUCGUCACAUCGACAAACUCUCUGAAAUGGAGAGGAGAGGUGGGCUGAUAAUGGAUUUUCCACACACAAAAUGUGGUAGUCACCGAGGUUUCGUGGUUUUGUACGCAAUUUUAUUACGCAUCAAAUGCUGGAACAUUGAAUUUCAGUUGUAAGUUAGGUGUUGCAAAUCUGUGGCAUAUAGCUUUUUUUCUUAUUUCUUUUGUGUCUUUUCUGGAAAAUCUUAAGAUUUCGCGAAGAGAUCAAAAAGGAUGUAACAGAUAUUGUUUUGAACUCUAUUUCAACAGAUACUGUACUCAACAUGUUUACAGGAAGAAAAGAUACUCUGCCUAUAAUAGCUGAACUAUGCAAGACAUUGUUUUAAUAGAUUGUAAUGAGAUUAGGUAUUUGUAUUGUUGAUCCUCAAUUUUGUUAUUACCGGUACACAUAUCUGUAGAUGUGUUUGGGCUAAUUUUUUCUAUGCAGACCCAGUUUCAUGAAAAUUUCUAAUUUUUAAGAAAAUUUCCUUGACUUACCAAGUAAGGUUUUCCCUCCUUUCUCCAAUAGUUCAUUCCUAUGGAAAAAUAUAAGUUUAGGAUUUUUUUUCUUUUUCUAAUAGGAAUAUUCAUGAAACUGGAAAUGGACUACAAAAUUUAAUGCAUAUUUCCUAGAAUAUACAUACUUAUAGACCCCUAGAAUCUCAUAUUACAGUAUGUGUUUUUACUUUAUUUUUUUGAUAAGAUAACUUUUAUUCAGUUUUAUAAUAGUUGGAUGGAACAAAAACCUGUUUUGAGAUAUUUUAGUUUAUGUAUGUCGAUAUCAGAAAUAAGACAGAUAAAAGAAUGAGCAGAAAAACAAUGUCAUAAUUAUGUGACUUGGCCCCAAAAUCCUCAAUUAUAAUUUAAACUUUUUGACAUGCAAAUGUGAUAAAAAUUGAUACUUUGUAUAGGAUGUUUAUUCAUUACACAAGAAUGGUAUCACAAGGAGACUGACCUACAUACAGUAGUCAAUUGUAACGUGACAAUCCAAGGACGCCAUUGAAAGUCAUCUGCCAAGUUUUGACUCGCGAUUGUAAAAAAGAAAUUUUGAAAAUUUACAUUGGUACACUGUAGUAUUUUUUUUUCCAAGAGCCCUCAAAGCAAUUUAUUUAUAAUGUAUCAGUUUGUCACUCUAACCCACUUCAGAAAUAGAGGGACAAUUAUGGAGAACUAUCACCUGUUAUGGGAUUUUGUUGAGGUAAAUACUGAUUGAGACGAAGUCGAGGUCAGUACAAACUUUCAGAUCCAUGUACAGAAAUAAAAGUUAAUAAUCGUUAUAUUGGAUAUAAAAUUAUGCUUUUUUUCUCAUUAAACAAGAUUAAAAGGAAGAUAAAAGUUAAAAGAAAAGUGCUGCGUUUGGCAAAGAGUGUUGUGAAAUUACAAUAGAAGUGACGUCAUGAAGAGAAUAUUGACCUGCUGUCAAUAUCACAAAUCAUUGACCUCCCCUGUGAUUAUGAUCUGACCAAUGAGAAAGUAGGAAAAGGUUGUGUCACUUACUGACGCCCUGUAUGUCGGGUCCGUGACAAGCUAAUGUCCAUAAUUAUUUAAAUGUUAUAACAGCCAGACCAUGAUAAUUACGAUCAAUAUGAAUCUCAGAUAAUUUACAUAGUUUAAAUAUGGAUGGAAUAUAUGCUAUAUCAUUAUGUAAAAAGAGCAUCCGUUGUGUGAACACUUCCUUUUGAAAUUUUCAUCCUCCUAUUAUUCAGUGCUCUUUAAAUUAUGAUCACAAAACUAGAUAAUAUGUAUAAAUGUAUUGAAAGAGACAAUAACCUGUGUCUAGGAAAUAAAACGGUAUCAAAAUAGGUUUUUGCCAGGCGUACGAGAAGACAGUAAUAUGUCAGAAGAUUUAAAUAAAUGUUAAAAUGCUGAAUGUCAUUUCUGGUACUCUUAACGAGGAAAUUUCACAUUAUGGAAAUGCUAACACUUACAGAGAAAAUUGAUGCAAAAAUAUCUACACAUGAAAAUAUAUUUAUGAUUUAUAUACAUAACAUAUUGUAUAUAUGAGAAUACAUGUAUGAUAUAGAUUUCAAAACCAUUGUCGAUAUGAAACUUACACACCAUGCUCAGUUUUUAGAGUCACAACUGAACAUUUCCACAUGCGAGAAUUUCCAUUGUUACAGAAUAACCUGUUUCCUAGAAACAUUUGUUUUCUCUCUGUAUGUCCUUUAUAGUUGAGUUUGUUUUAUAUCAUGUUAUUUCACCUGAACUCCUGUUAUUAUCAUUUUAUUGCCGUUGGUCCAAUAUACAUGUAAAACAUACAUGAACAAGCUCAAUCAAAACCACUUUAUGAAAACAAUGUCGCCUUUACUUAAAAUGACCAUAAUAUUCCGUAAAUUUUAACCUUAAUUCCUUAGAGUAAAAUGAAGGACCAUGCACAAAUCUGCUCAAUGGAGUAGUAUCUUCAUUAUAUUAUGACAAAGUGUAAUUUAUAUGUAUCAUUUAAAGUGUGAUUUCUUAAACGGUUAACAUUCAUGUUUUUGUUACUCAAACUUUAUUGGUUCUAUUAGUGGAUUUUUUUUUUUAUAAAGUAAAAGAUUUUCCUUUUAUUAUCACAUUUCUCUUAAUAUCAUGCUUUGCUCUACAAAUGACAAUAAGAGAAAUGUAGAGUAUUUAUAUACAACGUGAUAUUAGUCUGUACACUUUUGUGUAGACCUGCAUGAUAAUGACUUUAUUUGUUGAUAUCGUCCUAGAUUGCAUCGCUGUCCAUUUUCUACAAUUGAUUGUUUUAUAAAAAGGUACAAAAGAUUGACAAUGAGAUCUUUAACUUCGAGAAUUGAAGAGCUUACAAUGUCUUUUUAAAGCUUUUGAAGCUUUUGAAGCUUUUAUCCUCACCAGUAGUUUUGAUUUCCUGGUAACAACAAAACGUGAUCCUGCAAAUAUCUACUUGAGGGCAGUUGUUCAAAUUGCCAUUAGCUUAAUUACAUGUAGAUGUUAAACUAAAAUUUUCAAUCUCAGAUAUUUAAAAAAAAAAUCAAAUUUUCAUCCUUACAAUGCAUUUCGGUAUGUAAAAUUUUAUAUGAUCAUCAAAAUUUAUAUAAAAAAAAACAUCAAAAAAGAAAAAAAAUCCAAUCAAAACAGGUUUCAAAACACGUUUCUUAAACAAAAUUAUAAAUUUUGACAAAUUUAAGUUUAUAAACCUUUUUUUUUUUAAUGGUUAAUUAAUAUAACUUGGAACUACUGGCUUCUGUACUGAUGGUUUCAGGUCUUUUUGCCCUAAAUCUUGCUGGCCCUUCGGUUGUUCGCACGAUAAAGUAUGUUUUAGGACGAAAUUAGCCUGUUUAGUAGCAUAUGGUUUAUAGUCACAUUUAAUAUCUUCCUUAGACUUCUUUGUUAUUAGACCCAUACAUGGUCAGCUAGAUCUCCACACAGCAUGCUUGAAGUUCUUCUGGCAACGGAAAGAAAGAAAAUUAUUAGAGGGAAACAACUCUGGGCAAACUAAAUUUAGGCCAGAACAACCAAGUGUGAAUAAGAUUUAGCAUGUAACAACCCUGAUUUGUACAGAUCAAGUGUUAUGAGAGUUGUGCUGUCGUGAGUAUGUUUUAUAUAUCUUACAUAUCAUUAUAAUGUAUUAUCAGUGUAAAGAAGUAUAAUUGUACUUAAAUUGAUAUUAUUACUUAACUAUUGAAUUUAUGAAAAAAUAAAUGCCUUUCGUCCACAAGUUAAAAGGGACAGUGAAAAGAUUGUGGUAUUAUUUUUUUUUUUUUUAAAGUUAUAAGAAAAAAAGUGAUUCAUAGAUUAGUUGCCAGAGUUGGUGUACACUAUAUUGAAUAAGACCGUCUGUCUGUUGAUAAUUUGACCCAAGGAAAUUUAAUCAAUAUACCAUGCUCGAUUUGUGGACAGGUAAAGAAACGGCUAGACCAUGCAGCCAUGCAGUCAAUGAGCUUUAUUCCUCACUAGUGUUAAAGAGUCUGGACAACUUGAAUAACCAUAUUCAUGAAGUAAAUUGACAAUGUCCAGGUCAUGUGACAGCAGGCAAAUCCCAUUUGAAACUGGCUUAUAACAAAUCGAGCAUGGAAGACUUUUUUUCUCAUUUGAGUUAAAAAAGCAAUCAUUUAACUUCCUCCCAGGGUAAUAGCUCAUGCAGAGGGGCGAGCAAAAAUGCUAUAUUGCCCUCAGAAUAUACAAUAAGUGCUUUAUUUUAUUGACUAUUUAAAAACCAAGAUUACUUAGAAAUUCUUUGAAAAUUUGUUUAACAGUUCGGAGACAUUGGUACAGAAAUAUUACACACAGCAAUAUAUCAUUUACAAGUGUCUUUGUUUAAAUUUUUGUUUGAUUUACAUGCCUAUAUUAUAUAGUUGUAAACUUGGUACAGCUAUUUGUUACAUUUCUAUUAUAAGUUUACAGGAUGUGUAUAUUAUUGACCAAUAUAAGGUCUCAAUUAUAUCUUAAUGAGAUUGAUAAGCUAUAUGAUGACUGCCGCUAUAUAUAUAUUUUGUUUGAUCAUAUUGAAAAAAAAUUUGCAGGCAAUAUACAAGAAA